Colletotrichum phormii is the source of this 1407-nucleotide messenger RNA. RefSeq names its product NUDIX domain-containing protein. The transcript has 3 exons. The record is from RefSeq and is a predicted model, not a curated record. Lineage: Eukaryota; Fungi; Ascomycota; Sordariomycetes; Glomerellales; Glomerellaceae. Gene Ontology annotation, molecular function: 8-oxo-dGDP phosphatase activity. The coding region runs from base 151 to 1107 and encodes 318 amino acids.
GAAGGUGUGGCUGAGCCCCGCCUGAACCGAGCGCUAAUAACCGAGCAAGUUGGGCAUGAUGAGGUCGUAUUACCACACGCAUCAUCUCAUCUAAGAACUCACCGCCAAAGCCUUUACACUUUAUUCAAAGACAAUUGAAACUCAUAAAUUAUGGCUGCGCAAGCGAAAGAGCCACAGAGUCAAAAAGGUUACGUGCCUUUGAUUAACAAGGUCGACAAUGUCCCUCUAGACUUUGAUUUCAACACUCUCUACAAGCUCUUUCUCCCCAAUGAUGUUAGACCGCAGGGAUUCAUGGUUCCAAGCACGGUAGAGCGUCUUCCGUGGACCCCAGACUUCCACAUCGACCGUGAGAAGCGCACAGUGCAGCUGCUCAGCUCCGCGAUCAAAGACGGCGAGAAUCCCGGCAAGGCGUACACAGCUGCCUUCCAGCGCGUCGUCGACGCCGCUAUCGCGUCUGAUUCUUUCCCCUCACUGAACAAGCUCCACAGCGAGCAAUUCAGGAUCAUCGGCGCGAACCACUUUGUCUCAAUUGAGCGAUUUCCAGCACCUCUGUUUGGAAUUUCGUCGCGCGGGGCACACAUGACGGCCUACGUCCAGACGAGCGAAGGGAUGAAGAUCUGGGUGCCCAGGCGGAGCGCGCACCUCUUUACCUUCCCGAACCUACUCGACACCACUGUUGCGGGCGGUGUCAAGGCCGAGGACUCGCCCUUUGACUGCAUCAUCGCCGAGGCGACGGAGGAGGCGUCGCUGCCGGCAGACUUUGUCAAGGAGAAUGCCCGGGCUGUUGGCGCAGUGACGUACUGCAGCUUGAACAAGCAAAGAGGAACGUUCUUCCCGACUGUUCUCUACGUCUACGAUCUUGAGCUGCCAGAGUCGAUUGUCCCUAAACCAGGCGACGAUGAGGUUUCUGGGUUCGAACUGAUGACGAUUGGCCAGGUCAAGGAUGCCAUGCUGGGAGAACAGUUCAAGCCCAAUUGUGUUCUGGUCAUGCUCGACUUCUUCAUCCGCCACAACAUCAUCACGUCCGAGAAUGAUGAUGAGUAUCUGGAGAUUGUCACUAGGAUGCGGCGGCAUCUCCCGGUACCGACCAGUCCGGAGCGAAGAUGAUAGAUCACACUCAUGCCGAACCGUUGGCAAGCUGAGCCGAUAGACAUUCUGAUCCAUAUGGAUACUAGACUCAUGUUAUUGUAGAUCAUCUGUCGGAAUAGAAGUCAGGUUCGCGGGCCGAGAAAGUCAAGCAUCUCAAGACUAGAACUCUCACACGACAACAACACCCGAGCUGUUUGGGGGAAUCAUCCGCCUAAAUCCACUGAGCAGUCAUUUUCUCGAAAUGUGUAUGAACAGUAGUAUGAUCACUUGUAUUAAAUGAACCGAAGCAGAAACAAGUACAAAAGUGUGAUUUGAUCU